Haliotis rufescens (red abalone) is the source of this 780-nucleotide messenger RNA. RefSeq names its product calmodulin-4-like. Lineage: Eukaryota; Metazoa; Mollusca; Gastropoda; Lepetellida; Haliotidae. Bases 248 to 715 code for a protein of 155 amino acids. Gene Ontology annotation, molecular function: calcium ion binding. The record is from RefSeq and is a predicted model, not a curated record. The transcript has 3 exons.
ACGACACUUUGACCCAAAUAAAAUACGGAAUCUUUACACUCCUCACUGAAGCCGAACAGGAUCUCAAAAUGAAUUGAAUGCAUUUAUUGUCUAACGAAUCCAGCAGAAACACCCCUAUUUACACAGUCGACCGGCAGACGUACAGCGUAUAUAGUAGUAAGUGUACGGAUGUAUAUUUAGACAGUGUGUAUCAACGAUCGAUAUUAUCGAGUGUCACGUAUUCACGUAUUCGAAUCUUCCCUCAACGAUGAAACAUCUAAGUGCGAAAGAGAGGAAGGUGUACACGGACGUUUUCAAAGAUGUUGAUGUUAAUGGCGAUGGGUGCAUAUGCAAAUCGGAGAUCGGAGAAUUGUGUGUGAAGCUGGGAUUUGUUUUCGACGAUUCCCAGGUCGAGCAACUAUUUACCGAGCUGGACAAAGACAACAGCGGCACAGUGACAUUAGACGAGUUCCUGUCUGUCAUGCAGCCAAUAAAGAAAGAGAAAAAACGAUGUGCCACAAUCAGGCGAAUGUUCAGGAAGGCGGACGUCAACAAAGAUGGCGUCCUUACAGCAGACGAACUCCAUCUUGCUUUGUCAUCUGCUGCUGGUGAGGGUGUGGAGCCGCUACCAAUGAGUGAAGUGGAACGCCUCAUCAGCGCAAUAGACGUUAAUGGUGACGGAAAACUUAACUAUGAAGAGUUUCUACUGCUGAUCAAGCCUGUUGCAGAAUCAUGACACAGACAACGCCAACUGGAUGUUAAGAGUUGACCUGUAAUUAUUAUAUAAACCUAUUUUUUGUA